AAACGACAUCAAGUUUGCACUCGUUCGUCAGUUUUCAUCUCACAAGAAUCAUCAUCUUUGUUUGUCCUCACCGACAGGAAGUUGAAUUGUUUCAAAAUACUCGUAUCUGCUGGUAUCAGUUUCUUCUAGAACAACAUCGACAGCCAAGAUGUCUUCUGAUUCUGUCGGUGAGCCUCCUAAGCGUGCCACUGCCGCCUCAGUAGUCGGCGGCGUACGAAAUGCCCGUCGAACACGAGCAAGUGGAGCUUCUACGUCAUCCGGCGGUGGCGCAGCUGGUGUUAUGACCUGACAGCUUUAUCAUUUUCAUAGAGACAACCUUUUUAUAUUUAAGUAUCUAUACGAUUACGUAUUCUGCUUCUUACAUCUACAAGAGGGAGCCUCCCGGAGGCUUCUAAUCUGAAAAAUUACUAGAUGAAAUCUGCAGCAACUACCUGAUGAUCAAGAAUGGUCUUCGCAAAUUAAUAUCUUCAUAAUUCGAAAAUCGAUCAUUAGAUUCAGAUUCACAAGAAGCUCUUCUUGCUCUUCAAUAUUCUCUAAUCCCUCUGGAGCCUCAUCCGGCUCCCUCAUUAGUGGCACUGCAGCGCGGUCGUCCCAAUCCGUUAUGAAAGUUUGGUCUGACGAUGGUAUGGGGCCUAAGAUUCCACCCCAAGCUUUCUUAGCCCUAGUCGGCGCCUUCCUGGUCAUGAUCGUCAGUUUGCAUAUGGUCACACGAUUUUCGAAGAUCAGUGGAUAAGGAUGCGGUGAGCAAAGGCGUGACGAGGAAGAAGAUGGAAGGCGUUUUCGUCUAUAGAUGUUGAUCCUCAUGUUGUAAUAUAUGUGACAUCUUCGAGAUAAACAAGGUAGAAGUAUAACUUGAAUAGACUGCAACUACUUAAACUCUGGAAGACUUUGCAAGAAAACUAUGGCAAGAUGAAUAGGUGACAGUUGCUUGACGUCUUUCAUCCAAAUUCUCGGCGUGCAGUCUUCUUGUAAAACAGCGUGUGUAGAAGUAGUUGCCCCCACCCCCAUCCGCUCGUGAAGCAAUGGCCACAUUUCGGUGCAUGGUGUAGUUCAUUGUUUCCGUUUCUGUAUCCCCCGUUUCUAUUUGACGCAACAGCAAUGGCGGACGGAGGUUGUUGAAGUGUACUCAUCAUGUGGAGUUGGUCCACCGUGUUCUCCGUUCUUCCUCGGAAUUCGUCUCAACAGAACAAAACUGCACCAAUCCAAGCGAACAGAAUGAACUUCCUUGUGAAUCUGAAUUUCCGGUCAUUCUCAUUGCAGCUGAAUGUGAAUGUAGUCAUGUGAAAAAAUACGCUCUGAAUGUGAAUCGGAUGAACUAGAAGAUACCAGUUUGAUGCUGUCCUUGAUCUUGACUGACGCUGAGGCUAGCUCAAUUUCAGUUUGCAUGUAGAAGUCAAAGCAGAA
Amoebophrya sp. A25 is the source of this 1404-nucleotide messenger RNA. NCBI's taxonomy places the organism in Eukaryota, Dinophyceae, Syndiniales, Amoebophryaceae. The record is from the annotation of a GenBank genome assembly.